Messenger RNA from Cyprinus carpio (common carp), 1405 nucleotides. RefSeq lists its product as uncharacterized. The record is from RefSeq and is a predicted model, not a curated record. Lineage: Eukaryota; Metazoa; Chordata; Actinopteri; Cypriniformes; Cyprinidae. Gene Ontology annotation, biological process: humoral immune response; positive regulation of canonical NF-kappaB signal transduction.
CUAAAUUUAGUUGGACGUUCGUCUAAUGUUUUUUAAAUGUUACUAGGCUACUUGUUUUAGAACGUUCAGAGAAUAUUCAAAAGUAACAUAUUUGCAAAACAAAGCAAACGUUCGUAUAACCAAUCAAACCUGUUUUAAAGCCAUUAAAAACUGGACGACUGCGCAGAGAACAGUUUUUUAGAACUUAAUGGGAACGUUAGCAAAACAUUUUUGUUAUCUGGCAAUUUUAUGUUUUUGAAUUAAGUUUUACGCUUUCUUUUACGUCUUUAAGCUUUGUAUGCUUCAUGUUUGGCAGCCCUGAACCUGUUCACCCUGCCUUCGUGUGUGGUGUUACUCCUCCUCCCAUCAUCAGAUAUAAUCAUGUUCCUCCUCCGACACACGAACCGAAACGCACUUUGACAACAUGACGCUGGACACAGAACGGACAUGCAUUAAACUAUUAUUGAAAUACGCCUUAUAUUAGUCUAAAACUAAACUGUAAAGUGAGAAAAGAAGAAUCGAGAUGUCAAUUUAAACACAACCGCGUGACUUCCUGAAGUGACUGUGACUCGAGCUCAGAUAUCCAACCCACAUGGCCCACGGCAGCGAUCAGUACACGUCUCUAAACUCUCCCGAGGAGAAUGACGAAACCAGGAGUGAAGAGUUUGAGUCGGACCUUCACAACUGUUCCACAUCCAUACAACAACCUACUCAGAUCGUUCCCCAGCAUAACGCAGUGAGCUACUCUCAGCCCCCUCUGUGUGCAUUCUACGCCCAUCAGACACCCUUUCCCAGCUGGGACGGUCCCGUCAGGGUGGAUUCACCGCACAGCCUGCCCUCCUGCCUCCCGUCUGCCAUGUACCACCCGCUUUCAGAGGACGGCUCGUUUUUUCCCAGCAGGCCUCACUCUCUUCCGGGCAGCUGUAGUCUGAGUCUGGAGAGUCUGGAGCAUCCCAGAUCUCUGCGCUCGUUUUCUCCAUCAGCGAACGUGUACCACCAUCCCUCGUACCCCGACACUUACCUGCGGCCGCCGUGCCCCCCGCCGCCUCACAUGAUUCCCGUCCAUCACUGCAGCUCCAGACCCGGACAUCAGCCGCCCUACAGACCCUCAGGCCUGCCGCAGUACAGACGCAUGGACACACGCUCCUCUGAAAAUGGAAAUGCAUCUGUGAACUCCAGACAGGCCAGUCAGUGUGUCACACACCUGCCACAGGAACAGAGGAAAGUUUUUGUCACGUACGAGGCCGACAGUGAAGAGCACUUGAAGGAGAUCAUUAAGUUCGUGUCUUUGCUGAGGAACAACGGCUUUGACACGCAUAUUGAUGUUUUCGAGCAGCAGCUGAACAGCAUCAGUAAGAUCGACUGCAUGGAGCGAUAUCUCAAUGAGAAAGAUUACCUGAUCAUCAUCAUCAUCAGCCUGAGGUAA